Molecule: messenger RNA, 1232 nt
Organism: Trifolium pratense (red clover)
Lineage: Eukaryota; Viridiplantae; Streptophyta; Magnoliopsida; Fabales; Fabaceae
Product: probable 3-hydroxyisobutyrate dehydrogenase, mitochondrial
Exons: 10
Coding region: 93-1142 (349 amino acids)
Biological process (GO): L-valine catabolic process
Molecular function (GO): NAD binding; NADP binding; 3-hydroxyisobutyrate dehydrogenase activity
Source: RefSeq, a predicted model, not a curated record
AUUAAUGCAGCAACCCAACUCAUCGUGAUCAUCACAAACACAAUCAUCAUUUAUAAUGAAAAACACAAGAAUUUGCCAUAAAGAAGAUAACUAUGAAGAUUAGCAGGUUAAGAUCUUUGCUUUCUCUUGCCAAAUGCAAUUCUCAAACUUUCCCAUCAACAACAGCAGCAAGAACUUUCUCUUCAACCAAUCAUCACUUGCAGAAUGUUGGAUUCAUUGGCCUUGGAAACAUGGGAUCUCGAAUGGCGAAUAAUCUAAUCAAAGCUGGAUUCAAUCUUACAGUUCAUGACAAAAACAAUGAUGCUCUCGAGAUGUUCUCUCAAAUGGGGGUUCCCACAAAGAAAACACCAUAUGAAGUUUCAGAAGCAAGUGAUGUUGUAAUUACAAUGUUACCUUCUUCUGCUCAUGUGAUUGAUGUUUAUACUGGACCAAAUGGUUUGCUUCAUGGUGGGAAACUCAUAAGGCCAUGGUUAUUGAUAGAUUCAUCGACUAUUGAUCCACAAACAUCAAGAAAUCUUUCUGCUACAAUAUCUAAUUAUAUUCUAAAAGAAAAGAAAGGUGAUAUGGAAAUGCCUGUAAAGUUGGAUGCUCCUGUAUCCGGGAGUAUAAUUGCAGCAGAAGCUGGGACACUUACUUUCAUGGUUGGUGGCUCUGAGGAAGCGUUUAUCGCCGCAAAGCCCUUAUUCCUUUCGAUGGGUAAAAGUACAAUCUAUUGCGGUGGAGCAGGGAGUGGUUCUGCAGCAAAAAUCUGUAAUAAUUUGGCUUUGGCUGUGAGUAUGCUGGGAAUAUCAGAAGCCCUCGCUCUAGGCCAAUCUCUAGGUGUUUCUGCUAGCACCUUGACAAAUAUAUUUAACUGCUCCAGUGCUCGCUGUUGGAGUAGUGAUGCUUACAACCCAGUUCCUGGACUGAUGGAAGGGGUGCCUUCUUCAAAGGAUUAUAAUGGAGGAUUUGCAUCUAAGCUUAUGGCCAAAUACUUGAACCUAGCAGUAGAAUCAGCUAAGCUGGCUGGAUGUAAAUACCCACUAACAUCUCAAGCUCAAAAGAUAUAUACUGAGCUCUGCAAUGGUGGCCAUGAUUCAAAAGACUUUUCAUGUGCUUUUCGUCAUUUUUACGCAGGAAUGGAUGAGCCUCUUGACAAAUAAAUUAUGCAGACCAUGUACCUACCGUAAUUUUCUUUCUUGUAUGUCAAAACAAUCAUUUGGGUUCAAUGACAUUGAAAAACAUUGUUCUUA